GUUAAUUAAUGAAUGUGCUGUUGUUUUGUUUUCACCAGACACACUAAGGGAGUACUUUCACAAGUUUGGGGAAAUCAAAGAAGCGCAGGUGAUGAAGGAUCCGACCACACGGAGAUCAAGGGGUUUUGGAUUCGUGACCUUUGUUGACCCGGAGAGUAUUACCAAGGUUAUGGACAGUAAGCCACACCAUAUAGAUUCUAAAGGGGUGGACCCCAAGGUCGCUGUGCCCAAAAAGUUGAACCCUAAGUUGGUGACGAAGACGAAGAAGAUUUUUAUCGGGGGUCUGUCGUCCACUACCACGAUUGAUGACUGCAAGAAAUACUUCUCACAGUAUGGAAAG
Messenger RNA from Physella acuta, 340 nucleotides. Its product is annotated as RNA-binding protein Musashi homolog 2. The record is from RefSeq and is a predicted model, not a curated record. NCBI's taxonomy places the organism in Eukaryota, Metazoa, Mollusca, Gastropoda, Physidae. Gene Ontology annotation, molecular function: mRNA binding. Gene Ontology annotation, cellular component: cytoplasm. Gene Ontology annotation, biological process: regulation of translation.